Molecule: messenger RNA, 3243 nt
Organism: Rana temporaria (common frog)
Lineage: Eukaryota; Metazoa; Chordata; Amphibia; Anura; Ranidae
Product: uromodulin-like
Exons: 14
Coding region: 1-3243 (1080 amino acids)
Biological process (GO): neutrophil migration
Cellular component (GO): cell surface; apical plasma membrane
Molecular function (GO): calcium ion binding
Source: RefSeq, a predicted model, not a curated record
AUGUUUGGUGCCAGCGACAGGAAUUAUGCCCCAUUGUUGGUGUCAGUGGAUGUUAUAGAGCCCAAAGAGCCAGGUCAGAGCAAACCUGAUGGACGUAGUGGAUGCGUCACAGAAGAGUCUCCAUCCUUGACCUAUGCGGUGGACACCACAGGAAGCAUGUAUGAUGACUUUACAGAACUGAAGAAAGUGAACACCUGGCUUCUGGAACGUGUGGCUCUUAAAUUUCCAUGCAGUUUCCGGCAGUACACUAUGGUGGAGUUCAAUGAUCCUGAUGUGGGACCCGUCAGGAUCACUGACAAAAUGGCAGAAUUUGGCUCUUUCUUUAACAAUCUGGAAGCCAUAGAUGGUGGAGACUGUCCAGAAUUGUCAAUGACAGGAGUCAAGUUGGCUCUCCAGUCCUCCCCCCACAUGUCAUUCAUCAUCGUACUAACAGAUGCUUCAUCUAAAGAUUAUACAAACGCAACUUUGAUGAAUGAAGUCAUAACGCUGAUAGAUACCACAAAGUCCCAGGUCCUUUUCCUCACCACUGGAAUUUGUGUAAGUGAGAUCUCUCCCGAUUACACCAUAUACAGGAAUGUCUCCUCGCGAAGCUUCGGACACGUCUUCAGACUUACCAUUCCUGAUCUGAAUAAAGCAUUUCAUUACUUGGAUUACACCCUUUCAAUGGCACUUAACAGUUCAAAGCGUCUCUACUCUGGAGACUUUACUGACCUUGUUCACAGCAAAUCUUUUUCAGUCAAUGAUAUUUUCUGGACACUAAUGAUCACCACAGAUGGUCGGAUUAACUCUUUUGAAUUUGUAGGACCUGCCGGUUCUGUUCUUGCCCUGGAGGAACUGGUGUCAGAGCACUGGGGUUCUAUGCAUCUCUUCAAAAAUCCCAUCAAAGGAAAUUAUCGUAUUAAUAUAAAUGCAGGAGGCGUCCACGCCAUUCGCAUACAAGGAUUCUCAGGUGAUGGUGGUUCAGGUGAUGGUGGCCCAGGUGAUGGUGGUUCAGGUGAUGGUGUAUCGGGUGAUGGUGGCCCAGGUGAUGGUGGUUCAGGUGAUGGUGGCCCAGGUGAUGCUGGAUCAGGUGAUGGUGCCCAGGUGAUGCUGGAUCAAGUGAUGGUGGUUCAGAUGAUGGUGGUUCAGGUGAAUGUGGUUCAGGUGAUGGUGGUUCAGGUGAUGGUGGUUCAGGUGAUGGUGGUUCAGGUGAUGGUGGUUCAUGGCCCAGGUGAUGGUGGUUCAGGUGAUGGUGGCCCAGGUGAUGGUGGUUCAGGUGGUGGUGGUGGCCCAGGUGAUGGUGGUUCAGGUGAUGGUGGCCCAGGUGAUGGUGGUUCAGGUGAUGGUGGCCCAGGUGAUGGUGGUUCAGGUGAUGGUGGCCCAGGUGAUGGUGGUUCAGGUGAUGGUGGCCCAGGUGAUGGUGGUUCAGGUGAUGGUGGUUCAGGUGAUGGUGGUUCAGGUGAUGGUGGCCCAGGUGACGGUGGUUCAGGUGAUGGUGGUUCAGGUGAUGGUGGUUCAGGUGUUGGUGGUUCAGGUGAUGGUGGUUCAGAUUGCACAGAUUGUCACCCUAAUGCUAAGUGUGAGAAAUAUGCUGAGUACGAGAAAUGUGUCUGCAUGGACGGCUACAUUGGAGAUGGAAAUGACUGUACUGACAUUGAUGAGUGCGCCUACCCUUGGACACACAGCUGUCCUGAGGGCAUUUGUGAGAACACUGAUGGCUCUUAUAUCUGCCGCUGUCCAAAUGGUGGCAUCGCUUUAAAUGGUACCUGCAAAGUUAUCAGUUGUGACAAUCCCAUCCCGAACAAUUGUCAUCGUUUCGCAAAAUGCACUGAUAACAUUCAUGGAUAUACCUGUAAGUGUCACGAUGGUUACUACGGGGAUGGGUUCCAUUGUGAAAUUGAUGAAUGCCAGACAGGUAUAUGUGGCACUGGAAUGGACUGUACCAAGUUACUUGGCUCCUAUCGCUGCUAUAAUCCUUGUGUAAGCCACACGGUGCUCGAUGAGCCCUGGAGAAGCACAGACAGAAAGUUCUCCUCAACCAAGAACUGUGAUAUUUCCAAGAACGGGUGGUAUCAGUUUGUUGGCAAUGGAGGUGUUCGUAUACCAGAAACCUGCAUACCCGAAGGUAGCUGUAGUACAGACUAUCCAGUGUGGAUGAAUGGAACACAUCCGGUCAUUACAGACGGCAUCGUGAGCCGCCCUGCUUGUGCCAAUUGGAAUGGAAACUGCUGUCGUUGGACAUCAACCAUACAGGUGAAAGCUUGUCCAUUGGGAUUCCAUGUGUACAAAUUAAUCAAAACUCCAGACUCAGAGUGCGCAUUGUCCUAUUGCACCGAUUCUCAUACAAAGACAUGUAAAGUGGAUGAGGAAUGGCAGAAAAGGGACAAAGGAUAUGGAUGUUUUUGCAAACCUCCGCAUAACAUUAACGAUUUGUCACAGGUGGUUCCUGAUCUGAUCUGCGGAUUGUACGACAUGAGAGCCGCCUUCCAUAAAUGUCAGUUUAAUGAUGCCGACAUUUACUUCAAUGAGAGUCAUGUGCUGAAUAACAGCAGAUUAACCUUCCUGGAUGACCCCGUCACAAAUACCUUCUCAAUCAUAGACAUUCUGGAAACCUACAAAUACGGACUUGUGGCCUAUGAAAAAAACAGCACCCAUGUCACAUAUAAGACUAUUAUCACCAUUGAAGUGGAGAAACCUGGUGCAAUAAUCAUAAGGAAAAAUCCAAUUUAUAUAACCCUACUAUGUGUCUAUCCAUUGGAUAUGAUGACAAGUCUGAAUAUAACUUUGAAACCUAUCCUCAGCUCUAUAAAUAUCACAGUUUUGGGGAUAGGACAGUUCGAAGUCAUCAUGGCUCUCUAUCAAGAUAGCGGCUACACAAAUCCAUACACAGGAUCAUCCCUUACCCUGUCUACAGAUAAAUUCCUGUAUGUCGGAGUGUUUGUUAGAGGAGGCACAUCAAAUUUUGUUCUGGUGAUGAAGAACUGCUACGCCACCCCAACAUCUGAUCCAAAUAACUCCCUGAAAUACUACAUCAUCCAAAACGGCUGUCCUAACAAGCAAGAUGGAACUAUAACUGUUGAAGAGAACGGUGUCUCCAGACAAGGACGGUUUUCUGUGCAAAUGUUCAAGUUUGUUGGAAAGGACUACAAUGAAGUGCAUCUACACUGUGCUGUCAGCCUGUGUGACACCAAUACUGGAUCUUGUAAACCUGUAAGUAAUUUCCAGCUAAAAAAAGGGUUAGAGGAGAUAAGUAGGCCGGUCUAG